Nilaparvata lugens (brown planthopper) is the source of this 1305-nucleotide messenger RNA. RefSeq names its product hemicentin-2-like. NCBI's taxonomy places the organism in Eukaryota, Metazoa, Arthropoda, Insecta, Hemiptera, Delphacidae. The record is from RefSeq and is a predicted model, not a curated record.
AUGAGUGACUCAAGAGUUGUGAAAAAGGUCUUCAGGAACAACCCAGGAGGGAGAAGGCUGAGAAGACGUCCGAGAAAGCGUUGGCUGGAGGAUGUGGAGGAUGACAUUAGGAAGCUGGGUGUCAGGGGAUGGAGACGUAAGGCUGCCGAUAGAGACAAAUGGAGAGGCUUUUUGAAGGAGGUCAAGGCUCUGAAUGAGCUGUAUCGCCAAGGAGUAAAAAACAUGGUUAUGGUCGACGCAGUGCUGGGGAGGAGUGCAGAGAUGCCUUGCAACAUGGAGCCUGGGAUCAAGGAGGACAGAGUCUACAUGGUCCUUUGGUUUCGGGAAGGAUCCAGCAAGCCGCUAUACAGGUUCGAUGUACGAGGUCGUCCGUUCAACAAGGCGCUGCUAUGGUCGGAUACGAAUGCGUUCGGACCGCGCGCCUACUUCGUGACGGGCAAACGACCGUCGGCCGCUCUACAGCUGGAGGCCGUCGAACUCAAGGACGCCGGCGUCUAUCGAUGCCGCGUCGACUUCCGCAACUCGCCAACUCGCAACUUCCAGGUCAACCUGUCUGUUAUUGUUCCUCCACAUCAACUGAUGAUCUACGACAAUUCAGGAAGGGAACUACAUGAUGUUGUGGGACCUCUUUCAGAAGGCGCCGAUCUUGUUCUCACCUGCGAAGUGAGAGGAGGACAACCGUCGCCGACAGUGUCGUGGUUCGUGAACGACAGCAUGGUAGAUGGUCGGAUCUCGCUGGCCGACCAGAAUGUGAUCGUGAACCGACUGGAGGUGCCACGGGUGAGACGUCAUCAGCUCAACUCCACCUACAAGUGCCAGGCUAGCAACACCAAGCUCAUGCAGCCUGCCGAGAAGACAAUAAGACUCGAACUGAAUUUGAAACCACUAAGUGUCCGGCUGGUGAACAAGCCGACGGUGCUGCUGGCUGAGAAGGAAUACUCGCUGACGUGUGAGGCGGUCGGCUCUAGGCCUCAAGCCGAACUGUCCUGGCUCAGGGAGACCUACAAGUUCAGGCGCGGAAAGAUUGAAGACUGGUCGAACGAGACAGUGGUGACCAGCACAGUGACAUUUGCACCGGUCCCUGAGGACGACGGCCAUCACAUCAAGUGUCAUGGUGUCAAUCCCAAAAUUCCGGGAUCCAGCCUCGAGGACACCAUCAUGCUCAACGUUGUCUAUGCACCGCUAGUAUCGCUCCAGUUGGGCACUUCGCUGAAGCCACAGCAUAUCAAACAUGGCGACGAUGUUUACUUUGAAUGCAACAUACGAGCCAACCCACGGGAGCACAAAAUCUCCUGGUUUCAUAAC